This is a messenger RNA of Gadus chalcogrammus (walleye pollock), 443 nucleotides long. RefSeq names its product cytidine deaminase-like. The coding region runs from base 54 to 428 and encodes 124 amino acids. Gene Ontology annotation, cellular component: cytosol. Gene Ontology annotation, molecular function: cytidine deaminase activity; zinc ion binding. The transcript has 3 exons. The record is from RefSeq and is a predicted model, not a curated record. Lineage: Eukaryota; Metazoa; Chordata; Actinopteri; Gadiformes; Gadidae.
GAUAAGGCAGAGCGCACCACCAACACUAACACAGUCAGCCAGCAGCCAACAGCAUGUCAGCCGAGCUAGAGAAGAAGGCUGUGGGGGAUGGUGUUCACCCCGAUCAGGGGCCACCUGGUUCCAGUGAGACACCCCAAGAGGUGGUGGAUCAGUUGAUCCGCAGUUCUAUGGAGGCCAAGACGCACGCCUACUGUCCCUACAGCAAUUUCAGGGUUGGGGCGGCUCUCCUGACCCAUGACAACAAGGUGUUCAAAGGAUGCAACGUGGAGAACGCCUGCUACAACCUGGGUGUGUGCGCCGAGAGGAACGCCAUGGCGAAGGCUGUUUCUGAGGGAUACAAGAGCUUCAGGGCCAUUGCAAUCGCAAGCUAUUCCCCCAGAAGUCUGGGGUCAAAAGGUCAAAAGGAGCCGACACCACGCCGCUUAUGAGAUAACAAAAAGGUA